CUAAACUCUCUUUUCCUGCAGAAAGUGAAGAGCAUCGUCGGGAUGGAUUUAACAGAAGCUUUUCUGAAGUUUCAGCUGACAUGGCCUCAUUUGCAUUACUGGUUCGGUGCGCUCUGUGUCGUUGUCGCUGUGUAUAAAUUAACAAGUCUCCUCGUCCAGAGGAAAGCUCUGGCUCGACAUGUUGAGGCUUUUCCAGGACCGCCGGCCCACUGGCUGUUCGGACAUGUGUUGGAGUUUAAACAAGAUGGGACAGACUUGGAAAAAGUGGUGAAGUUUGGGGAGCAGUAUCCCUAUGCUUUCCCUAUGUGGUUUGGCCCUUCUGUUUGUUUUCUCAACAUUCACCAUCCUGAUUAUGUCAAAACCGUGCUGACAACAACAGAACCAAAAGAUGAUUUGGCAUAUAGAUUUAUUGAGUCAUGGAUUGGGAACGGAUUACUGGUGUCAAAAGGUCAGAAGUGGUUUCGUCACAGAAGGCUCUUGACUUCAGGUUUCCAUUAUGACGUUCUGAAACCAUACGUGCAGCUGAUGUCAGAAUCUGCUAACACUAUGUUGGACAAAUGGGAGAGUUAUGCAAACACCAAUGAGGACUUUGAAUUGUUUGGGCAUGUGAGCCUUAUGACACUGGAUAGCAUCUUAAAGUGUGGUUUUAGCUGCAACAGCAACUGUCAGACCGAGGGGGGAACAAAUGAAUAUAUCAAAGCAGUGUAUGAACUCAGCGAUCUUGUAAACCUGCGAUUUAGGACAUUUCCGUACCACAGUGACCUCAUUUUCAACCUCAGCCCACAUGGCUUCAGAUAUAGGAAAGCCCGCAAGGUGGCUCACUGUCAUACACAGGAAGUUAUAAGAAAGAGACAGGAAGCUCUGAAGGAGGAAAAAGAGGUUAGCCGAAUUCAGCGCAAGAGAAACCUGGACUUUCUGGACAUCCUUCUCUUUGCAAGAGAUGAGCAGCAGCAGGGUCUGUCAGAUGAAGAUAUACGUGCAGAAGUGGACACCUUCAUGUUUGAGGGGCAUGACACAACAGCCAGCGGCAUCUCUUUCAUCCUCUACUGUCUGGCAUCCCACCCGGAGCACCAGAAGAUCUGCAGGGAUGAGAUUAUUGAGGUCCUGGGUGGCAAGGACACAAUGGAAUGGGAGGAUCUGAGUAAAAUACCAUACACUACAAUGUGCAUAAAAGAAUCUCUUCGCCUUUACCCUCCUGUACCAGGAAUGUCCAGAAAGAUCACCAAACCUAUGACCUUUUUUGAUGGAAGGACUCUGCCAGCAGGUUUUCAUGUUGGCACCAGUGUGUAUGGAAUUCACAGAAAUCCUGCUGUCUGGGAAAAGCCGGAUGUCUUUGACCCAUUGCGUUUCCUCCCAGAAAAUGUUUCAAAGAGAUCUCCUCAUGCCUUUGUGCCAUUCUCAGCUGGGCCAAGAAACUGCAUCGGUCAGACUUUCGCAAUGAAUGAAAUGAAGGUGGUGACAGCCCUGACACUGAAGCGUUACCAGCUAAUAGAGGAGCCCAGUUUGAAACCCAAGAUUAUCCCACGAUUGGUUCUCCGCUCGCUCAACGGCAUCCACAUCAAGAUCAAACCAGUGGUGUAAGGAAAGAUAGAUACAGGAACUGUUAGAAAAUACAUAAUCCAGCACUUUAAUCAUUGAAACCAUUUAAAAUAUUAACAGAAUCAUUUAGGGGGAUCUGGUGUGAAAAUUAACCAAGCUUCUCCACUGUCAUUGAAACUAAUGAUUAUGAUUAGUGCCUUAUUUUAAAUGUGUUUCAGGAGGAAUUACGUGUUAAAAAUGUCGAGGGAAAACAUGUAACUUUCUGGCACUUGCACUUUUAUUAGUGAGAUUUCUUUGCACUUUGUAUGUAAAAAAAUAAAAUAAAAAAAAGAAUUGCAUUGUU
Molecule: messenger RNA, 1882 nt
Organism: Cololabis saira (Pacific saury)
Lineage: Eukaryota; Metazoa; Chordata; Actinopteri; Beloniformes; Belonidae
Product: cytochrome P450 4B1
Exons: 12
Coding region: 43-1581 (512 amino acids)
Molecular function (GO): heme binding; iron ion binding; oxidoreductase activity, acting on paired donors, with incorporation or reduction of molecular oxygen
Source: RefSeq, a predicted model, not a curated record